GUGAUUUUUAUCAUCAGUUUUAAAUAAUAAUAAUAGAAAAAUACUUUUUAAAAAUCAUCACAGUACAGGAUGGGCUUGAUGGAUAUAUUUCAUAAAAAGACUCCGGAAGAGUUGGCUAAAGAAUGGAAGAAGGGAUUAAAAUCGGAAGUGAGAAAUAUGGAUAGAGGUAUUAGAAAGAUUGAAAUGGAGGAAAUAAAGGUAAAGAAUAAUAUUAAAAUGAUGGUCAAGAAGGGACAAGAAGAUAAUGCUAAAAUUGUUGCCAGAGAAUUAAUUAAAACUAGAAAGGCAAAGGAAAGGCUGAUCAGAACAAAAGCUCAAAUGAAUUCCGUUAUUUUACAAUUGGAUCAACAAGUGCAACAACUCAGAGUGAUGGGAGCUUUACAGAAGAGUGCCGAUGUAAUGAAAUGUAUGAAUGAAAUGAUGAAAUUACCAGAUUUACAAGCAACGAUGAGAAACAUGUCCAAGGAAAUGGAAAAGGCAGGUUUAAUAGAGGAAAUGGUUGAUGAUAUGAUGGAAGAUGUUUUUGAAGAUGAGGAUGUUGAAGAAGCUGCUGAUGAGGAAGUUUCUGAAGUAUUGAAUGAAAUUUUGGAAAAUGUCAAAUCAACAAGAGUUGGAUCAUCAAAACUUCCACAAAAACAAGUUGAAGAAGAAGAGGAAGAGGAUGAAUCAGAAUUGGAACUUCAAAAGAGAUUAUCAUCUCUUAGAAAUUAGAUAUUUCGAACAAAAAACAAUUAUUUAUUAUAAUAUCUAGAGUUUAAUAGUCUUCGUCCUGAUUGCCAAUGAUCUGGACAGUUUGUAAAAUAUAAAUUUGUAAAUUUUGUUUUUUU
Molecule: messenger RNA, 827 nt
Organism: Naegleria gruberi
Lineage: Eukaryota; Heterolobosea; Eutetramitea; Acrasida; Naegleriidae
Exons: 1
Coding region: 70-711 (213 amino acids)
Biological process (GO): late endosome to vacuole transport; endosome transport via multivesicular body sorting pathway; protein transport
Cellular component (GO): multivesicular body; ESCRT III complex
Source: RefSeq, a predicted model, not a curated record